CGGAGCUGGAAGGCGGCGACGAGGGGCAGAGGAAAGUUUGCCCAAAGCACGGGAGGGGCCAGUCUCGGGGACGUGAUUGGCAGUUCGCAGGGAGUCGGGGCUGGAAGCGGCCGAGAGGGAGAAGGCUCCGGGCCGCGCGAGGUCCUGCCCAGCUGUUGGCGAGAAGUUUCCUGUUCCCCCCGCGGCGCCCGGGUGCAGCGGAGUGAGUCACUCGCGCGCCCCGACCGACGACACCCCCGUGCGCGCACCCGCCCGGGGACGGAGCCGGCCGUCCCGCGCAGCUCCCCUCGGCCGCCGGGGCCCUGCCCAGCCUCCGCCGGCCUCCAGGCCCCCUCGGCGCCCGCCCGCCCGCCGCCACAUCUGGCCGCACCUCUGCCCGGCCGGCCCGGCGCGGGGUCCCGAGCGAGGAGCGCUGCCGGGGCUCGGGACUCGGUCUAUGCGGAGCAGCGGGGGCUGCCAUGGGUCGGGGGCUGCUCCGGGGCCUGUGGCCGCUGCACCUCGUCCUGUGGAUGCGCAUCGCCAGUACGAUCUCCCCGCACGUUCAGAAGUCGGUUAACAAUGACAUGAUGGCCACAGACAGCAAUAGUGCAAUAAAGUUUUCACAGUUGUGUAAAUUUUGUGAUGUGAGAUCAUCUACCUGUGACAACCAGAAAUCUUGCAUGAGCAACUGCAGCAUUACGGCCAUCUGCGAGAAGGCACAAGAAGUCUGUGUGGCUGUCUGGAGAAAAAAUGAUGAGAACAUAACCUUGGAGACGGUUUGCCAUGACCCCAAGCUCACCUAUCACGGAUUUGUUCUUGACGAUGCGGAUUCUCCAAAGUGUAUUAUGAAGGAGAAAAAGAGGUCUGGUGAGACUUUCUUCAUGUGCUCCUGUAGCUCCGAAGAGUGCAAUGACUACAUCAUCUUUUCGGAAGAUAUUGCCAGCAACAAUCCCGACUUGUGGUUAGUCAUAUUCCAAGUGACAGGUGUCAGCCUCCUGCCACCCCUGGGGAUCGCCAUUGCUGUCAUUGUCACCUUCUACUGCUACCGUGUGCACCGGCAGCAGAAACUGAGUCCCUCAUGGGAGACCAGCAAACCGAGGAAGCGGAUGGAGUUCAGCGAGCACCUGGCCAUCAUCCUGGAGGAUGACCGCUCAGACAUCAGCUCCACAUGCGCCAACAACAUCAACCACAACACCGAGCUACUGCCCAUUGAACUGGACAUGCUGGUGGGCAAAGGCCGCUUUGCUGAGGUCUACAAGGCCAAGCUGAAACAGAACACUUCUGAGCAGUUUGAGACCGUGGCAGUUAAAAUCUUCCCUUACGAGGAAUAUGCGUCCUGGAAGACAGAGAAAGACAUUUUCUCCGACAUCAACCUCAAACAUGAGAACAUUCUCCAGUUCCUGACAGCCGAAGAGCGGAAGACUGAAUUGGGGAAGCAAUAUUGGCUGAUUACAGCUUUCCAUGCCAAGGGCAACUUGCAGGAGUACCUCACCAGGCAUGUCAUCAGUUGGGAGGACCUGCGCAAGUUGGGCAGCUCCCUGGCCCGGGGCAUUGCUCACCUGCAUAGUGAUCACACCCUGUGUGGGACACCCAAGAUGCCCAUUGUGCAUAGGGACCUCAAGAGCUCCAACAUUCUUGUAAAGAAUGACCUGACCUGCUGCCUGUGUGACUUUGGUCUUUCCCUGCGUCUGGACCCAACUCUGUCUGUGGAUGACUUGGCCAACAGUGGGCAGGUGGGAACUGCAAGAUAUAUGGCCCCAGAAGUUCUAGAGUCCAGGAUGAAUUUAGAGAAUGUUGAGUCAUUCAAGCAGACUGAUGUCUACUCCAUGGCUCUGGUGCUCUGGGAAAUGACGUCUCGGUGCAAUGCUGUGGGAGAAGUGAAAGAUUAUGAGCCACCAUUUGGUUCCAAGGUACGGGAGCAUCCCUGUGUAGAAAGCAUGAAGGACAAUGUGCUGAGAGAUCGAGGACGACCAGAAAUCCCGAGCUCCUGGCUCAAUCACCAGGGCAUCCAGAUGGUGUGUGAGACGCUGACUGAGUGCUGGGACCACGACCCAGAGGCCCGGCUCACGGCCCAGUGUGUGGCAGAACGCUUCAGCGAGCUGGAGCACCUGGACCGACUCUCAGGACGGAGCUGCUCUGAGGAGAAGAUUCCCGAAGAUGGCUCUCUGAACACUACCAAAUAGCUCUUCCAGGGCAGGCCUGGCCUAAGCCAAGGAGGCCACCCCAUCACCAAAGAACAGAGGCAGCAAGAAGCUGCCCCGGAACCGGAGCUUCCUGGAAACCUGUUUUUUCUUCUUCCUGUCAGCUGUGGGGGAGAGAGAGCAGCCACCAUGGCAGAGGGGAGUGGGUGACAGGAAGCAUUCUGUGCCUUUGACAUUGUCAUAGGAUAAGCUCUUAGCACUUCCUCAGGAAAUGAGUUGAUUUUUGACAAUAGCCAAUAACAUUUGCACUUUAUUAAUGCCUGUAUAUAAAUAUGGAAUAGCUAUGUUUUAUAUACAUUUCUAUAUAUGUCAUAUCUAUAUCUAUAUAUAUAUAUAUAUACAGCCAUACUCUGGAAAGAGACAAGGAAAAAAAAGAAAAGAUUCCUAGGAAAUGGGUUGGAUGAGAGAGCUCUGGAACAGCACCCUGCAGGAAGGGGCCCAUGGCAGCAUUAGCAUGCAAUCAUCGUUCAAAGCCUGGUCCUCUGACUACGCAGGGGCACACUUGGUUUUAGAGGAGUGGCGCUUGUUUCAGACAGAGUUCAGGACAGUUGCACUGCACUAGCCUUUGCAAAACCAGGCCCUGCCCAUGGGUUCUCUUCUGGCUGUGGAGUGAAUGAGAGUCUGCUGUUCAGAGGGUCCUAUUGGGCCACACUGUUUGUGGUUAGAUACUGAGGAUCAGAAACAAUACGGCCGUUGUGUCAGCCCUGGACUUUUCACCUGAGCUUCAGGCUCUUACCUAUGACUCAUGAACUACCUUCCUCAACUAGCUCGAAACUCUAAGAGCAUAGACAUUUGCAAUCUCAUUUCUUGACCUCAGACUUCAGGAAAAAAAGCAGGACAGUUUUCUUUAAUCGGUUAAUCAUCCACUGGCCACCUUUCAUCCUGAGGAAAGAUUCUUCUUUUGAAGCACCGCCCCAUCAUCCCCAGCUCACCCCAACCCCCUCCUGUUUCUAGUCCAAAUCUCAGACCUUCUCCCACUCAUUCCUACAAGGGAACAAAUUUCCCCUUUUGGGUUCAUCCUCUAAAAUUUUUCAUCACAUUUGACUUAGGACUCUAGCUGUCUGUGCAAGCAGCAGUAGGUUCUCUUUUUUUUUUUUUCUGGGUUCCUGAAGUGUGAGUACAUUUGGCACAGGUGGGAAGUAUUUGAGCUGCUACAGUCAGGACUGCUGCCUCGGGCACUUUGAACCUACAUUUUGCUUGGCCAGCACAGCGCUGAACAAAAGUAAGUCACUUUUUCAAUAUUUGGAGACUGCAAAAAAUAUCUGGGUCCCCCAGUGAGGAUAGAGAGCAGAUGAUUUCCUGUUUUCUCCAGGCUCUAUCAUUCACUAAACAAAAAGGCCGGCAAUUAGAGAAAGCUGCUUCACUUCUUGCCAACAAUGAUGGUUCCCAUUGCCCACUCCCACCCCAGUCUGCAAGUUGAGCUUACCCUUAACCAAGCUCCCUUAUAAGAAAUGUGCAUUUAAACAGCCAUUCUUUGGCUCUAUAGUAUGGUUUUUAUCACAUCCUUUACUCUGUCUGGGGUUAAGAUAGGAUGUUGAUUUUUUUUUAAAGACUAAAGAAGACCUUCUCUACAGGGUCCCUGUAAACAAAUCUUCUGUGCUUAUAUGUUAAGAGUUUUCUCCCCUGCAUCUGGGAGGGGAGCUCUUUUUCUCCAAGAAGCUUUUGGCCAUGUUAAUGGCUUGUCAUUUCAGCCUUACCAACCUCUGCAGAAUUUACAAGUGAGGACUUGAAUGAGAGACACAAGAGUCCCAUUUGCAGUUAGGCAAUUUGUGUCCACAUGGACAAGAACAAAGACUGAGCUUUAAUACUCUAUAGGAAGCAUGUUAAUCCAUAAACAUGUAUUCAUGCUGCAAAUAACAAUCUCUCUUUUUUUUUUAAGAAAUGUGUUUGAAGCUACUUAUUUUCAGCCAAAUAGGAAUUUUACAAGGGACCGGCUAUGAGCAGAUCAGCUCGAUUUUAGAUUUGAAAAGGUCUCCAUCUCAUUGGGUUUUCACAGGAUAUGUUGGCAUUUGAGAUUAGGUGGAACUUUCUAGAACCCUACUCAGUGUGGGUAGACUGAGAGAGUUCAAGAUAGACUGGCUGUAGUGUGAAAUGCCUAGGAAUUUUGUACUCCUUAGGGCUCUUUGAUACCAUCUCAACAGCUGUUGCUCAUUGACCUCUAGUGGCGAAUUUCUAGAAUACCGGUCGAUCAGUAGGAUCUCCAAAAUUCAAGAGUUUUUAUCAUUUCUUGGUCAUCAUCAGCCUAAACUGGAAUGUAGUGUCAGGUGAUACUGUGGCUCUUUUUGUUUAUUUUUUGUGCUCAAGAAAAAGACCAAGACUACAUUCUAUAGUUCCUAAAAAUGCUACUAUGCAUAAAAAAGAAAGUUUUAUUCUUUUAUGGAACAUUUCAACAGUAAUCAUGUAUUAAAAUAGGAAUGUGAAAUGCUAUAUACUCUUUUUAUAUCAAAUGUCUCAAGCACUUAUUUCCAUUUUAUGCCUUGUCUUUUAUAUAAAUAAAAUGUUUAUUAGAUUGAAUAAAGUAAAAAUACUCAGGUCA
Molecule: messenger RNA, 4716 nt
Organism: Sorex fumeus (smoky shrew)
Lineage: Eukaryota; Metazoa; Chordata; Mammalia; Eulipotyphla; Soricidae
Gene: TGFBR2
Product: transforming growth factor beta receptor 2
Exons: 7
Coding region: 459-2162 (567 amino acids)
Biological process (GO): protein phosphorylation; cellular response to growth factor stimulus; heart development
Cellular component (GO): signaling receptor complex; plasma membrane
Molecular function (GO): metal ion binding; activin receptor activity; ATP binding
Source: RefSeq, a predicted model, not a curated record